This is a messenger RNA of Anopheles stephensi (Asian malaria mosquito), 3164 nucleotides long. RefSeq lists its product as uncharacterized. The record is from RefSeq and is a predicted model, not a curated record. The transcript has 5 exons. The coding region runs from base 868 to 2769 and encodes 633 amino acids. NCBI's taxonomy places the organism in Eukaryota, Metazoa, Arthropoda, Insecta, Diptera, Culicidae. Gene Ontology annotation, biological process: ubiquinone biosynthetic process. Gene Ontology annotation, cellular component: mitochondrion; mitochondrial inner membrane.
AGUUAUCCGGGUAUGUCAAUAGAGCGAGUCUACGCGCUGCUGCCUCGUACAAGUGUGGUGGUGACGAAUGGAAGUGUUAUUUUGAUGGAAUCCGUGGCCUUCCGAAAGGUUUUCGGAUGCUCAGUUCCUCGGUGGUUUUGUGCGUUCGUGCUGUAGAUUGGAUAAUUUGUCGUGCGAUUGUGUCAUCACCGCGCCAUUCUGAGGCACGCGCUCACAUCGUCUCGCUGUCCGGGCCCUUUGCACUUUGCAUGCGUUCGAAUAUGUUGUGCCAUCCCGUGCGGUGCUGUGUAGAGGAAUCGUUAUCGACAGCGUGCGAACAAACAUCGACUGACAAAAUCACGAGCCAUUAUCAAGAAACUGCGAGUGAAUAAUCCUCUGUGCUGUUAAUUUUGGGUUAGCCUAGCCAGACGAAUUAUUUCUAAAACAUAAGCGACAAAACGCCGGCGUGUCGUACAUAGGUACGACAUCGAACAAGGUGUCAAAUCUCGGUGCUCCGUGGCGGGACUAGAUCGGCCCGGUUGAGCAGCGUAAAUCGCAAAGCAAACGAAUUGUUGUGCCAUGCCGUGGUAGUGCAGCAAACUGAUCAGACCGAGCAAGAAUGCUGGAUCGAUCCGAACCGUACGAACAUGGUACUGGAGCGGCACUAGGUACGACGCGGCCGAAAGAAAAAACUUCCUGCUGUAAAAAACUUCAUCCAAGAAGCCUACAUCAACCUCGGCCAGUAACGGCGGCGCUCACACUCAUCCUUAGCGAUAAGCAUCACGCACAGCCGUCGCGCGUCGAGAAUCUCACUACACGGAUCCGGGUGCGGAAGUAACGAAUAAGCUACCCACACACGGCUGCCCGCCCAGCGCUUUAUCGGUCGUCAUGAUAGCUUAUCUGUCCAAAAUGCGAUCGUCGGAGAUGAGUGGGGCCGAAACUACCCAGUUUCUCAAACUAUCCAGUGCCGUAUUUUACGGGCUUUCCUCGUUCCUGAUUACCGUAGUCAAUAAGACCGUACUGACUAGCUACCGAUUUCCGUCGUUUCUGGUGCUCAGCCUCGGCCAGCUAACCGCCAGCAUCGUCGUGCUGUUCGUUGCCAAACGAUUACAGCUGGUCAAAUUUCCCGACUUCAGCCGGGACAUUCCGCGGCGGAUAUUCCCGCUGCCGCUAAUCUAUCUCGGGAACAUGAUGUUCGGGCUGGGUGGUACCCAAGCGCUGAGCCUGCCGAUGUUUGCUGCUCUGCGGCGGUUCUCGAUCCUGCUAACAAUGCUGCUCGAGCUGCUGGUGCUCGGUAUACGGCCAACGCUGGCUGUGAAAGUGAGCGUAUUUGCCAUGGUCGGAGGCGCACUGAUGGCUGCGCUGGAUGAUCUUUCCUUCAACCUGCAGGGCUACAUGUACGUGAUGAUUACGAACACCCUAACGGCGGCAAACGGUGUGUACAUGAAGAAGAAACUGGACACAGCGGACAUGGGCAAGUACGGGCUGAUGUACUACAACUCGCUGUUUAUGAUACUGCCCGCCCUUGUCGGAACCUGGCUCGCCGGUGACAUCGAUCGUGCGUGGCAGUACGAAGGCUGGAACGAUCCGUUCUUUGCGGCGCAGUUUCUACUGUCCUGCGUGAUGGGCUUCAUCCUGUCGUACAGCGUCAUCCUGUGCACGCAGCACAACUCGGCCCUUACCACCACCAUCGUGGGCUGUCUGAAGAACAUCAGCGUUACCUACAUCGGCAUGUUCAUCGGGGGUGAUUAUGUGUUUUCGUUGCUGAACGCGCUCGGCAUCAACAUCAGCGUGGCGGGCAGCUUGCUCUACACGUACGUCACCUUCCGGAAGAAGCCAAGCAGCUCGGGCGGCAGUUCGGGAGACUCGUUGUCGUCGUCGGACAAGAAGCUGCUGCUUCCCGCGGCCGGAAGGAUCGAUAACGUGUCUACACGAACCACCGCCAUGUUUGCACGAAAAAGCUAUGCGAUGCUUUCCGCCGUUAGAAAAUGUGCGUAUGUGCGUCUGCUAGCCACAUCCGCCGGAACCGACGCAACGGGAACAAUCAACGUUUCCGUGAACGAUGGAGGACCACCACCACCGACAGCGCCAGAGUUGGACGAGUUUACCAAAGAAUUUCAACGCAAUCGAAUCGAAGUCAGCGACAUCCAAAGACUGAUCUUGAGCGCCGGAAGUUCCGUUGCCGCUUUAAUUGAUCCGCGAAGACAUGAUAUGAUCGCCUGCCUCGGGGAAACAACUGGCCGAGAGGCGCUAGAAAAGAUGCUUCACUACAUGCGAUCGAGCGAGGAAGGGCAGCAGAUUCUUAGCGAGAAACCUCGCAUCAAUACACGCACGGUGGAUAUGGAGGCGCUGAAAACGUUGCCCGAGAAUACGUUCGGGCACACGUACGUUAAAUUUAUGGAGGCUAAUAAUAUAACGCCCGACUCACGGAUGGAGGUUCGAUUUCUGGACGAUCCCGAGCUCGCCUACGUGAUGACUCGUUACAGAGAAACGCACGAUAUGGUACACGCUGUGCUCGACAUGCCCACCAACAUGCUCGGUGAGGUAACGGUCAAAUGGGUGGAAGCGUUGAAUACCGGUCUGCCGAUGUGUUACGGUGGUGCCGUUUUUGGCGCAUUUCGACUGCGUCCCAAGCAAAGACAAAACUAUCUGCGCCAGUAUUUACCCUGGGCGCUUCGGACAGGCAAUCGCAUCAAACCGCUCAUGACGGUGUACUGGGAAAAGCGAUGGGAUCAGGAUGUGGCGGAGCUACGCAAGGAGCUCAACAUUGAACUGAUGAAUGUGAAGUGAGGUGUCAUCGCGCUACGAGUCACCCGCAACGUAUUACUACCAAAUCAAAUAACACAUAAGGUGCUUUUUCGUAUGUUAGUAUAAUUUAACAUGCUCAUAGUGUUCAAUUUCCGUUAAACGAUCAAUUCUUAUUCAGUUCAGCGACUAGAACGGGAAACUAAAAUUUGAGCUGAUAUUUGUUCGGCUUCAGGUCCUUCGAUUGUUUCGAAGAUUCCUUGGGCAGCGUGGACGAGGCGUGUCCCAGCAGAAGCUCCAACAGAUGGCGGUUGCACAUCUCGGGAAGCGUAAUAUUGAGAUCGAUGGCGUUCUGCAUAAUUUCCGAACAAGCUCGUAAGUUUUUGCGCCAAUCUGAAAUGAGUUGUGGGGUAGAAAUAAUUAAAAUUUCAACAGUAAAA